Messenger RNA from Rotaria sp. Silwood1, 1563 nucleotides. The record is from the annotation of a GenBank genome assembly. Lineage: Eukaryota; Metazoa; Rotifera; Eurotatoria; Philodinida; Philodinidae.
AUGCAUCGUCAUAAGCAAACUAACGCUUAUAAAAAUUAUUUUCUUUUAAUUCCAUCAAAUUCAACAUCUUCACGAAAAAUUUAUAAUUCAUCUUAUGAUCUUCGUUUACGUACUCAACAAAGUUCUUAUUUAAAUACAACACCUAUUUCUACAUAUUCGAAAUCACGUGUUCAACAUCAAUAUCAACCAUCAACAACAGUUUCUAAUUUAGUUAAACCAUCAUUAGUUUUGGACAAUCAAAAAUCUUCUAAAUAUUAUCGACCUCCUGUCACUUCUCUUCCUCUAAUAUAUAAACCACCAAAUUCAAGUCGACAAUCAUCAAUUAAUGAUGAUCGUCUUGCUACAGCUAGUGUUAUGCGUGAACAUUUAUUAGAAAACAUUCAACGAAAUAUUAGCGAGAUUGAUCAAGAAUUAUCUUCAUUAAAAAAACGAUCUUCAAUGUCAAAUUAUGUUUCACCACGUUUUCCACCUAUUGUAGAUCAACGAUCAACAUCUACUCAUAAAAAGAUUUCCUUAGCUAAGGAUGAUAUAAAAAUUUGGCCAAAUACACCGAAAAAAAUCUAUCAAGUUGUUCCACGUAUAACAAAUGAAAUAGAAAAACCAUCACAACAAUCAACACUAAAAUUAAAUGAAAGAAUUAUUUCAAAUUCAGUUAUUGGUCAAUAUCAUUAUGCACCAGAAACACAAGAAAUUCAAAUACUUGAAAAUGAUCCUGAAAAUUCUGAUCUUAAAUCAACUUUUAAUGAAAUAUCUCGAUCUAAUUUUCAUGAAACAUUUUCACUCAAUCGAUUUUGUCGGCAACAAUCUGAUUUACCAGAUAAUCGUGCAUUAAUUUUCGUUCCACAAUAUGUUGAUAAUUAUGAUAUUAAAAUGAAUGAAUUAACAGAAGAAUUUCAAGAAAAAAAUCCAAUUGAUAUAAAUUUUGCUCGAUCAUCAACUGUUACAUCUCUACAUGAUUUAGUAUCAUCAAGUAAAUUAAAUAUUCAAGAUUUUCAAUUACUUAUUCAAACUGCACCUGAUUUUCAAGUUCAAAAUUCAUCUGAAAAUUAUGAAUCAUUCAAUAAAAUAGAACUAAAUUUAAAUAAUACAAUACUUUCUAAACCUGUUAAACAUUCUCAUCUAUCAAUAAAACCUCAAGAAACACUUUCGUCUUCAUCAUUACCCAUGAAAAAUCCACAAAAUCAUACUGAUAUCAAUAUGAAUUAUUUUUUUGGUGACAUUAAAAAUGAUUUCGAAGGUGAAGAAGAUCUUAUAUCAAUUGAUCCUUAUCAUUUUGUUCUACCUUUUGAAUCAGAAUUUAUUUCUGAUGAUAAUAGAAGUAAUACUUUUAUUAAACAACCUCAAGCAUCCUUAUUAAAUCAUCAUACAUUACAACAACAACAAACUAUUGAAAAUAAUACUCAGUAUGUGAACGAAACAGAAAAGAAAAAAAUUGAUUCAACGACAAAACACAUUGUUAAUUCGAAUUCAAUAACAAAAAAAAUCUUUCCUAUUUCAAUUUACGACGAUACAAAUACUGAAUCUGCUAGAAAUAACAAUAAUAGUAACAAAAAUCAACAAUAA